AUGGCCAUAUCAAGCAGUCAUCAUGCUCUUCUCCUCCCUUCACCAGGAAUGGGUCACAUAAUCCCUGCCCUGGAACUUGCCAAGCGUUUAGUCACUCACCAAAUCAUCCCCAAACUCACCUUCUUCUACACCUCAAUAAAAAACUCCACUCCCUCCAAAGCUGAAACCCUCGUUCUCCAAUCAGCCAUCAAGGAAAACCUAUUUGACCUAAUCCAUCUCCCCCCUCUUGACCUCACCAACAAAGUUGAUCCCCAUGCUUCCCUUGAAAGCAAAAUAGCAAUCGUAACGCAUGAACUCCCACUCCUCUUUGUGUCCACAAUCUCCACCAUGAACCUCAACCCUACCAUCAUCAUCACCGAUCUCUUCUUAUGCCAACUUCUACCUCUUGUUCAAAAUCUAAACCUACCCAUGUUUGCUUUUGUGCCAACCAAUGCAUGGCUACUUGCACUUGGUCUUCACAGCCCCACUUUGGAUAAACAAAUACAAGGAGAAUAUGUCAAUGAGAUCAAACCAAUCUCAAUCCCUGGUUGCAAAACCAUACACCCCCAUGAGAUAUUCGACAUGUUGAAAGACAGGACACAUAGGUUGUACCAUGAAUUUGUUGGCGCAUGUGAAGGGGCAGCACUGGCUAAUGGGAUCAUUGUGAACACCUUUCAUGAGUUGGAACCUAAGACCCUCGAAGCACUUGGUAGUGGACAAAUUACCAAGGUGCCCGUGUACCCAGUUGGGCCAAUAGUGAGGGAACCAAGCCCAAGCCCAAGCCCAAGCCCAAGCCCGAGUAGUGAUGAGGGAAACAGAAGUGAAAUUGUUGAGUGGCUAAACAAGCAAGAAGAAGAGUCGGUGGUAUAUGUAUCACUUGGGAGUGGAUACAGUAUGUCGUGUGAAGAAAUCAAAGAGAUGGCUUUGGGGUUGGAACUAAGUGGAAACAAAUUUAUUUGGUCUGUGCGUCCAACUGUCACCAAAGCCGCCCAUGGUCAUUAUUUCACGGCAGGCAGUGAAAACCUUGAAAAAUCAAAUUCUUUUCUUGAUGAGUUCCACCGCAUACAAAGCAAUGGGAUUGUGAUCACAGAUUGGGCACCACAAAUGGAUAUUUUGAAGCAUCCAUCUGUCGGCGGUUUUGUGUCACACUGUGGCUGGAACUCCAUUAUGGAGAGUGUUUCAUGUGGGGUGCCAAUAAUUGGAUUGCCUCUUUUUGCAGACCAGAUGAUGAAUGCUAGAAUGCUUGUGGAGGACGUUGGCAAUGCAGUUCAAGUAGAGGUGUCACCCUCUGCCUACAUGGUUGGAAGCGAGGAUUUAGCAAAAGCAAUAAGGAAGAUAAUGGAUAAGGAUGACAGAGAUGGGUGUGUGAUUAGGGCAAGGGCUAAAGAGCUCAAACACAUAGCAGAAAGAGCUUGGUUUCCUGAUGGUUCCGCUUAUUUUGAACUUUCAAAGAUUGGUCACUAA
Molecule: messenger RNA, 1443 nt
Organism: Sphenostylis stenocarpa
Lineage: Eukaryota; Viridiplantae; Streptophyta; Magnoliopsida; Fabales; Fabaceae
Source: the annotation of a GenBank genome assembly